Messenger RNA from Acanthopagrus latus (yellowfin seabream), 3256 nucleotides. It is a transcript of the gene tead3a, whose product is annotated as TEA domain family member 3 a. Lineage: Eukaryota; Metazoa; Chordata; Actinopteri; Spariformes; Sparidae. Bases 327 to 1544 code for a protein of 405 amino acids. Gene Ontology annotation, molecular function: DNA-binding transcription factor activity, RNA polymerase II-specific; RNA polymerase II cis-regulatory region sequence-specific DNA binding. Gene Ontology annotation, cellular component: transcription regulator complex. The transcript has 13 exons. The record is from RefSeq and is a predicted model, not a curated record. Gene Ontology annotation, biological process: hippo signaling; regulation of transcription by RNA polymerase II; embryonic organ development.
UGUGCGCGUGUGUUUUCGACGCCACGCCUCUGCUCUGUGCGUUUUCCUCCGCGCGUUGAUAUCAUACCAAGCUCAUACUUGGCAUUCCGCCUUUUUUUUCCUGUCAAACACGCUCGUUUUUCUUAAGCCGAGGAAAGACACGAUAUCUCCGAAGCAAAAGCUACCUCUGGUCGCUGGAGUAUCCGGAGAGGAGUGAGCGGCCGUAACAGCAGUGCAGGAAAGCCAUUGUGAGGUGUGUUGUGGCUGGAGCCGUCAUCAUUGCGUCGGAGUGGAGUUGCCGUGGCAGCCCCGACGGGGCGCAGGAGGAUGUUGGUGAUGAUGAACCAAUGGCAGACGGGGCGGACCGUGGAUUGGAUGGCGACCCCGAGGGAGUGUGGAGUCCUGACAUUGAGCAGAGCUUUCAGGAAGCUCUGGCCAUCUACCCUCCGUGCGGCAGGAGGAAGAUCAUACUUUCAGACGAGGGGAAGAUGUAUGGUCGAAAUGAGCUGAUAGCUCGCUAUAUCAAGCUACGUACAGGGAAGACACGCACACGCAAACAGGUGUCUAGUCACAUUCAGGUUCUGGCACGUAAGAGGGUACGAGAAUACCAGAGCAGCAUCAAGGCCAUGAACUUGGACCAGGUAUCCAAAGACAAGGCACUGCAAACAGUAGCCAACCUCUCAUCUGCUCAGAUUGUCUCUGCCAGUGUGAUGAAACCACAGACUCCGUUCCCUCCACCAGUCAGAUUUUGGCCCGGCCCUAUGCCAGGACAGCCUGGACAUUCUCAGGACAUCAAGCCCUUUGCACAACCACCAUACACUACACUAUCAGCCCCUGUCCCUGCUCCAAUUGGUUAUGAACCCCUGCCUCCCCAUCGCCCUGCUGCUAUAGCAGCUCCUGUAUGGCAAGACAGAACCAUCGCCUCAGCAAAACUACGGCUACUGGAGUACUCUGCUUUUCUGGAGACACAGAGAGACAGAGAGACGUAUAAACAUCUUUUUGUACACAUCGGCCCAUCAAACCCGGGCUACAAUGACCCUGUGUUGGAGUCCAUAGAUGUGAGGCAGAUUUACGACAAGUUCUCUGAGAAGAAAGGAGGCCUGAAGGAGCUGUAUGAAAAAGGGCCACACAACGCAUUCUUCCUCGUCAAGUUCUGGGCGGAUCUAAGCAGUGACAUUGAAGAGGGUUCAGGCGUGUUCUAUGGUGUUAGCAGCCAGUACAGUGGAACAGAAAACAUCACCAUCAGUGUCUCAACAAAGGUCUGCUCCUUUGGCAAACAAGUGGUAGAGAAAGUUGAGACUGAAUAUGCACAUAUGGAAGGAGGAAAAUAUGUGUUUCGCAUCCAUCGUUCGCCCAUGUGUGAAUAUAUGAUCAACUUCAUCCACAAACUCAAACAUCUGCCAGAGAAGUACAUGAUGAACAGUGUACUGGAGAACUUCACCAUCCUACAGGUGGUGUCCAACAGAGAAACUCAGGAGACUCUGCUGUGCAUCGCCUUUGUGUUUGAAGUGUCUACAAGUGAACACGGAGCACAGUACCAUGUUUAUCGACUAGUUAAUGACUAGCAGCACCCUGGGUGCAUGCAGAGACUCUCCACAGACUUUUUUUGAUACAUACAGCAUAAACACUAUUUCCAGCUCAAACACUCAGAAUCGCCACUCCUAAACACACCUUUUUCCCUUAACAGACCAACAGUCACACUGUCAUCACACCUGUUAUUUGUUUAACGUUUAUGCAUUUCCGUCAAACUAUGCACACAUUUCCGAAACAAACAGUUAUUUAAACACUAAAGUGAAAUUUAUUUUCAUAGAUUUUUAUACAAAUGUGGUGUCAUUCUUGGCAUAAUCAUCAAUGUGUGUUGUGAUGUUAUAAAGUCUCACCUGUUGAAACUGAUUGUGCACAUCACUCAAUGUCGAGCUCAAAAUAUAUCAGGCUUCUCAUUUUCAUUUGAACUUAACCAAACGGACAAACAUAAAAAGCAUGAGACACCAGUAGACAGGUGAUAUUCUUAUGUAAUAUGAAUCAUAUGAUUAAUUAUUGCCAUUUCUGAGGAACUGCAUUUACGUCACAGGUGUGACUGAUAUGAGACGAGUUUGAAUAUAGGUUUGCAAACAAAUCUUUAAUCAGUGUUAAUGUAAUUCUGCCACAAUGACUAUUUUUUUCUACAGUUUGUAGUAUCUCUAUAGGGUAGGAACUAAAUGAGCCGUCGCUAAGUGUGAAAUCAUGAUCUCCAGUUACUUUAUUCAAAACGCUAACAGAAAGAGUGUGCCUCUUCUCAGAAUAUAACGCACUACACGUAAAGACGUUAAAACCGUAUUUAUAUUUGACAGAAAUGUGUCAAAGUAUAAAGUGAGACAUCGUUUUAGGUGCAUUUGCUGUUCAAAUGUUUUCCAGCGAUAUGGAGGGAAAGAUCUUUCCAUCAGCGCUCAAGGAGGCUUUUCAAGUUUGGCUCACAUGUCUUUGAAAACAAAGUAGUUCACACAACCAGUUUCAGAUUCAGUUCGCACUUUGGUGUGAAGUAACGAUCUUUACUGUUUAUUGACACAGUACUGUUUUUACUUAGACUGUGUGGGCUUCCUGCAGUAUUUCUACCUCCACGUGAGUUGGGAUAAGAAUGUGCUUUGGCUCAUAAAGCCUUAACCUGAGGAGCACUGAUGUAUAGGAUGUGUGCACUACACUUGUUAAUGGUACUGUUUAUAAGCCAAAACAAGGUAAAAUGACUUGUUUUUUUGUAAAGAUGAGCUUUCUCUUUUGUAUUUUACCAGCACGGUUAGAAGUGUUACUCUAAGCAUUAUACAGUAUAUGAUGGGUGUUUUGGUUGUAUUGUUUUUGAUGUAUGGUACAGACCACACUAAGGUCACCCACAGUGCACUGGGGUAGAUUUUUGCGUGAUAACACUAGCAAAUUAUUCAUCUUACACUUGCUUUUUUUCUCGUUUUAUGUAAUGUUUUUGGUUUCUGGUACACGUGGAUACCAGCAUGUUGUUUUUGUUUUUUUUUGUUUUUUAUAGUAAAUGUUAUUCGACUGUAUCACCCCCUAUCAUGGCAGGAUUAACUUUAACCAUGUGGAAGGUGACAAAGAUUUGUAAGAGCCGACUGGUUCAGUUUUAAAUAACCAGGCUGACCGUGUGGUCAGCCAAAAUGUUUAUUCUUUUAUUUUUCCUGUCUAUGUACUCUGGUUGGCUGUGCCUCAUCACUCCUUUGGUCAAGUAUGCUCAGUGAAUUGAAUCUGUGCCUUUAUGCUGUACCAAUAAAAUUACAUGGUGUUUGCAGAAUUA